Rhagoletis zephyria (snowberry fruit fly) is the source of this 1360-nucleotide messenger RNA. The record is from RefSeq and is a predicted model, not a curated record. Lineage: Eukaryota; Metazoa; Arthropoda; Insecta; Diptera; Tephritidae.
AUGUCGGAGAAUAAGCAAGCCACCAGCAAGGAACAGCAAGCCAACGCCGCCAGUGGAGCACCAAGCAGCAGCAACAGCAGCAGCAGCAGUAGCAACAAGCAGCAAAAGUUCAGCGCGCUUAACAUAAACAAUCUCUACAAGGGCAAAUCGCUUGAGAAUCCUAAAACUUCGGCCACCAACUCCUCUUCAAUAUCGUCGAAUCCCAAUUUUAUCCUUCCAGAUCCUCCAGCCUCCUCCUCAACCACUAACGCCCCCAACUCCUCCAAUCCACUUUCAAGUCAGCAGCAGAGAAACUAUAAUUCUGGUAAUCAGCAGCAGUUUUCAUCACAAUCAUCCAGCAGCCAAUAUGAUCAGCGCAAUUCAAGUCACCACCAUCACCACCACAGUCGCAGUGGUGGUGGCAAACCGAAAGAGAAGAGAUUUAUGCCCACCAUCAUCUCUGACACUGAGCUCAAGUCACUCGAUCAAAUUCUACAGCAGGAGGAUGAGUGUGCCUGGGCUCUGGAGGCGGAGAUUGACUACAACGCUAAGCUCGACUUUAGCGACAGCAGCAGCGACGAGGGCGAAAGCGAGCGAGAGCAGCAGAAUAAGAAGACGACGACCACUACCGCUGGCACCAGCAGCAGCAGCAGUGGCAGUCCCAGCAAGCCAACUGUGAUUGACGCCACGAAGAAGUCCAGUACAAGCCAAGCAGAUGCUUUGGGUCCAAGCAGUAAGGCAGCAGCAAUGCUCGGCGGCCCGUCCGCUCACAGUGGCCUGUCGCACCGAGACCAACUGGAGCGAGACCGCCUCAAUUAUGUGGGCCGAAAGUCAGACUCGGUGUACGAGUUUAACAAGCACGAGCACGACAUUGGCCAUCGAGAGUACUACCGCGAGUCACACCGCUCGCAGCAGCUGCCCCGUGGUGGCGGCGGUGGAGCGGCCUACCGAGACCGCGAUGGCUACCAGCGGGACUAUCACCACCAGGGACCGCCUUCACUACAGUCACAGGCCGCCGCCUCCUCCUUAUCUCGAAACUCCUCCACACUGGAUCGAGAUCGAGUUGGAGAUCGAGGUGGUCGGCGACCGGAGGCUGACCUCUAUCACCAGCACCCCCAACAACAUCAACAACAUCAACACCAACAACACCAAACGGCUGAGCCACUACGACCAAGGGUGGAGCCGCGUGAAGUGGAGCCCGUUGACCCACUGAAGAAGGCCCCUAUUGCUGGCCCAAGUGGUGGUGGUCAGAAGAAGCCGGGCGAGGUGGACGCCAGCUGGCGGCCGAAGCGUUCUCAGGAGGACAUUACCUCGGCGGUGAUGCGUGGACGACACCUGCGCGACGAUGAACUGCCUGGCGGUGAAGUGCAGCCAAGUGCUG